UCUUCUCUCCUCUUCUGAAUAAACAAAUUCGAGCAUCCCAUCCCCCUUUUUCAAUCUCAGUCUCUCUAUAAAUACCCAAAGGCCAUUACCCUUGGAGUCUUCUCUUCCCUUCUCAGGGGCGUUUUUGACAAGCUGCAGAAGAGAGAGAACAGAGAGAUAGAGAGAAUUCUUCAUCACUGCGUAUAACUUCCGAACCCAUAUAUAUCAAUCAAAAAGGGGUCCGAAGAAGAACAACAACAUUAGAAAACCCAAACACAGAGAUUUUUUUGAUUAUAGAGGUAGUGGGGGUGAUUCAUUCUGAAGGUCUUCACAAAAAAAUUUAAAAUUGAUUAAAAAAAAUUCGUGUUUUUUUUUUGCACCAUUUGACGUGAUUCAAUCGAGGUUUAGUGUUAAUUUCAUUGGGUUUUUUUAGUUAGGGUUUUGGUAGACAGUGGUGUGAGUUUUAGCUUGAUUGUGUUUUUCUUAUUUUAUUUUUGGGAAUUUUUUAGGGUUUGGGGGGCUGGCUGGAUCAUCUAGCUGUAUCCAACUUGUUGUUUUAUGAACUGUUUGGGUCAAAAUCGGGGUAUUGAAUAAGGAACUCAAUUGGAUGAUUAUUGAUAAGUAUUGUUGUUAUUCUUCAGACUACUGUAUUCAAGAUCGGGAUUGGGUUUUGGGUUCUAAAAGUUGGGAUCUUUGUACCAGUUUUGGAUUUUGAGUUUGGGGUAUGUUUUCAGACUUUGAAUCUUGUUAAUAAGAGAGUUAGAAGGAGAUGGUAAAGAUUUUACCCUUUUGGUCAUGGAAGAAGAUUGCACUUUAAAAUUCAGUGAAGUUUUGGUCGAUUCAGAAUUGAGUUUUUACAGUGAUUUUCUACGAAUCUGGAAAUGCCCAUGACAUUGGUGAUAUUCCUAUAUCGACCUACAAGAUCAGAGUUUACUAGUGGCUCGUCUUCGUCGCUUAAGAAACCGUUUGGAUUGACUUAAGUUUAGUGUAGUUUUCAUUCUUAGAGUAGAUAGAUUUGAUUUGUCUCGGUCUGUGAGUUCGGUAGUCGAAUUCGUUGAAAAUUCUGAGUUUACUUCUGUGUCUGUGAUUCAGUAUAAUAAGUAAGACAAAAUUGAGAGUCUUAUUGAAAUUGGAAAUGAGUGCGGGGACAUGGUGCAUGGACAAGAGCAACGUUGGCGGUUCUGUAUCUUAUUGGUACUAAACCUAGGUGAAGAUUAUUUGGUCGUCAAGGGAAGCCCAAAGAGUGUUGAUUCCUGGAUAACCUGCAAUGUCUCGCUGCUUUCCAUUUCCUCCACCAGGAUAUGAGAAGAAGACUAGACCUGACGAUGUAGAAUUACUAACAAAGGAGAAGCACAAAGAGAAAAAGCACAAGAAAGACAAGAAGGACAAGGACAAAGACAAGGACAAAAAAAGAGAAGGUAAAGAAAAGAAGGAUAAAGAGAGAAGCAAGGAUAAACAUAAAGAAAAGAAAGAUCGGAAGGACAAGGACAAGCACAAGGACAAGGACAAGGACAAGAAGAAGGAUAAGGAUGGAGAUAAAGAUAAAAGCAAGAUCUUGGCUGAGAAGAAACCUGAAGGGAUACCCGAGGGUCACAUUGGAGGGAGGCCAGUUGAAAACUUCCAGCAGACGUGGGAGAUUAAGAAUCCAAAAUCUGCAGAUGUUUUGGACAGGGGCAUUGGUGAUGAAGAGAGGCGGACAGGAAACCACAUGGUUGAGACUUUCAAUGGGAACGAUAAGUGGCGUAUUGAAGGAAUUAGCAGAGUGGCGGAGAAGGAUUUUGAGAGAAGAGGUGAAGCGGACAAGAAAGUUUUUAAUAAGCAACCAGAUGUGCAAAGAAAAACAGAUGUGGAAGGAUGGACUGGUGGUGCAACGGUCCAAAGUUUCUCCAGGUUGGACCAAAAAGGAACGGGGAAAGAUAGCAAUGUUGAUAAGGGCCAUGAUAGAAAGGGUAUUGGACAGAGGAACUUUGAUGGGAAGGCAGUUACUGGAAAUGCAGUUAUUGGAAAUCCAGUUGUCCAAAACUUCACCACUGGAACUGAUGAAAAGAAAAUCGAAGGAGUGGCCAGAUUGAUAGACAAGGAUGCUGAGAAAGUGAAAGAAAAGAGUAAGAGCAAGGGUUCUGAUGAUAAACAUAAAAAGCGGGAGAAGAAAAGCAAAGGAAAGGACAAAGACAGGGAUAAAGAGAAAGAAAAAACUAAAGAGAGGGAGAAAGCGAAGGAUAAAGGCGGUUCAUUAAAUAACAAACAGGAUAAAAUAAUAGGUAGUGGCAAAGAUAUUAUUGAUACCCUAAAACCCCUGCCAUUGCCAAAAGACAUCAAUAAUGGUGCUAGUAUGGAGGGCAGUUCCAGGAAAAGGAAGGAGCCAGAGGCAAAUGGGUUUUUACAUGAAAAUGAAAGUCGGCCUAAUAAGUUGCUGAAACCUGUGCUUCCCGUUCACCCAACCGUGGAGAAUGGACGGAAGUUGGAGCCUUCCCAAAUUGCUACCCAGGGUGCUCCUGAAAUUAAGCAGGGGCCAGGCAAUCACCUUAAGGUGGACAGUAAGGAACACAAGGUUAAGGAACACAAGGUUAAGGAACACAAGGUUAAUGGUUUAACAGAAGCACAACCAACUUCUAUUAAUUCCACAAAGUCCUCACUUGUCAGUUCACACGCUAGUGAGAAUGGUGUAGCAUCUACAAAACCGCCACAUCCAGACGCCAAGUAUUUAAGCCAGAUUCUUACGAUUCCUAAAAUGGAAGAAUGGUCUGAUUUUGAUGACCAGGAUUGGCUGUUUGGUGAAAACACUCAAUUAAAGAAGCCCCGUGAUGAAUCUUUUGGGGUUGAGGAGAGACCGCAAGUGUGGGCAGAAGCUGUACGAAUAGAGUCUGCUGAUGUCUGUGCUUUACCGUACGUCAUUCCUUACUGAUUGAUGUUCAAAGAAUAGUGGCAAUACAGUUAUCUUCACCAUUCUCGGUGUUGUGGUAAGAGGGACCCAGUACCUACCUUUUGAGCAGGUAAAGCAACAUCAGGGUGUCGGGAUGGUUAGUUUCUCCCGCUGCAUUCUCUUGUCAUAUUCCGUGUUCUUUUCAGUUAUCAGGUAUGAAUUCCAUCGACCUUCUAUUGCAAUAAGUAUUGUUUCGUGACAUUUGUCAUGAAAUUUGCUUUUAUAUGGAAUCAUCGUCAUCAUAUCUGUCGCACACAAAUUGUCUGGAAAGUAGGGUCAACUUGGAUUAGGGAGCGGGCUUUUGCUUCCCGAUCUGUGUAAGUAGUAACCAAUUGUGAACACUCUCGAAGUGAUCCCUGGAAGGAUAAAUGUUACAUACUACAAAAUCAAGUCCCUAGAGCAAAGUUGAAAGAACGGGGGAAACAUGAUUGAAAAGGGGAUGCCUAAAGCUGGUGGCGAAGUUUUCAUAUUUCUCUUUUAUGUAGAAGCUUUUCUAAGAUCUCUUUAAGUUUAGAUUUUCAGAAAAACUCGAGUGGUCCUUGCUACACUACCGACACAAUUUUGAUUUGUAUCAUAUGAAUCGUUAAUCAGAAAAACAUAAGCUACAAUAGAGUGAAAAGGAAACCCAAAAAAAAAGUAACGUGGCACUCUCAUUCAAUUAUGCCUUUGUCUUUGAUCAGUUUUGGUCUUUUUAGUGUACCUCGUUUUUUAUUCUUUCUCCAUUCUUACUGACAUAAUCUGCUGCAGAAUUAUGUAUUGUUGAUUCUAAAUACUGUGUUCAUUGUUGACAUAGAUUACUAAUACAUCGAAUUAAUCUCAUCACUUCUGAUAACUGUUGUUUGUUAGCUGUAUGUUCGAGUGAAUUGACAUGUUGUAAAGAUGUAAAUACCUUCCCAUUGACAAGGAAAGGAAAAUUGUAUUGAAAAAUUUAAGCAUUUGAAGGAAAGAUAAACAAUCCGACUCUUUUUUGUAGCAAAA
Messenger RNA from Papaver somniferum (opium poppy), 3880 nucleotides. Its product is annotated as myb-like protein X. Bases 1247 to 2884 code for a protein of 545 amino acids. NCBI's taxonomy places the organism in Eukaryota, Viridiplantae, Streptophyta, Magnoliopsida, Ranunculales, Papaveraceae. The record is from RefSeq and is a predicted model, not a curated record. The transcript is spliced from 3 exons.